Nomia melanderi (Alkali bee) is the source of this 1305-nucleotide messenger RNA. RefSeq lists its product as uncharacterized. NCBI's taxonomy places the organism in Eukaryota, Metazoa, Arthropoda, Insecta, Hymenoptera, Halictidae. The record is from RefSeq and is a predicted model, not a curated record.
GGAUCAUCUUACAAUUCGCCACUUCAGUCGAGCUUGAGUUCUGGAUACAGCUCUGGAGGAUCUCUGGGAGGAUAUUCUUUAGGCCACUCUGCAGGUGUUCAAAGUCUACAAGGUUUGGGAGGUUCCCUAGGACACGGUUCUUCGGGAUACUCCUUAGGAUCAUCCGGAGGUCUCAGCUUGGGUUCUGGUCUUGGCCAUGGAUUGAGCCUUCAAGGACUGUCUUUGGGAGGAGGAGGAGGAGGUGGACAUCUUUCCCAAGCUUCGUACUCGGCACCCAGCAUGACUAGUUACUCCGCCGGAGGUGGUGGUAGUGGAGGAAUCGCCUUGUUCACCCCUGCAGCGAAAAAUGGACCAGUCACUUUUGGAGCGGGUGGCGCCUCCGCAGGUAGCUCAGGAGCUAGCUACUCAGCCCCAUCUUACGCAUCAGGAGCCCAAGGACUGUCAGCCUACGGUGGAGGAUCGUCAGGAGGCAUCAGUCUGCAAUCAAUGCUGGGAUCAUCGCAUGGAUCCUCGUAUAGCCUUCCAUCCGCAUCUUUAGCCUCGCUAGGAGGAUCCUCGGGACUCUCUGUACAAUACUCUCCAAGCUCGUCUCAUUCCGUCAGCGGAGGCUUAGUGAUAGAUUCAUCGUCGCUGGGUAAAGGUUCCUCUGGCUCUUCCCUCGGUAGCAGUGGGUCCAGUAGCUACACAAUCCCGGUAGCUUCGGGAUCUCACGGGUUAUCUAGUUUGUCUAGUUCCGGCGGAUCAGCGAGCUACUCGUUGCCGGUAUCUUCUGCAUCCUCGGGCAGCCAUGUCAGUUUCUCUGGUGGCUCCGAUGGGUCCAGUUACUCUCUUCCCUCUUCUUCCGGUUCGUCUUCAUAUUCUUCCGGAUCCAGCCCCAGCUAUUCGAGCCCAAGCGUCACUUACUCUGCUCCUAGUUCCGGCUACUCUUCUUACAGUGGUUCUUCCAGCUAUCCAAGCCAAACCGUUACCUACGCUACUGGCGGCUCAAGCGGGGGCUAUUCCGGUCCUACGGUAACCUACUCCGGCCCCGCAUCUAGUUACUCCAGUCCUUUAGCCAGUUAUUCUGGCUCAGGAUCCAGUUACUCCAGUCCUAGCUCGAGUUACUCUGGCUCUUCCAGCAGCUAUUCUGCCGGUUAUUCGGCGCCAUCCACAUCUUAUUCCAGCCCAGCAGAGUCUCAAGGAUCCUACUCGAAUUUGAGUCCCAGAUACGUUGGUUACUCCGCGGCGAAAAGCUACGAAGGUUUGAGUUCUACCGGGAACAAAUACGACACGAUUUCCUAUUCGAGUCCCAGUGCGAAAUAUUGA